GAUGCGCCAAGUGCAGAGACGCGAGUAGUUCAAAUCCGAACAAGUACUCUUAUCAGUUAUGACGAUGAGCCACAAGCAGACUCCUGAUCAUCUCUCAGUUAUCUUUCUGGUGCCACGAAUCUCAGUUUGAUCUCUAGCUGCCCGAGGCAGUCGCACUUCUGCGUUCAAUUUGCGAUCGCGCGCUUUUUUUCGAUCUCCUUCUGCGAGCUUUUCUUCCGGGUUAUUGGCUAGUGAUUGAAGAUUGGAGUUGAUUUCUCUGUAAUUGGAUUUAUCAGUGACCAAAAAGCAGAAAUGUGAACAAGUGAUCUAAGAAUUUCUCACAAGAAUCAGCGGUUUUUGUAACUUUUAAUAAAAGUUACAGGAUGAAUUUCACAGAUGAGCACUUGAGUUUACUGAAUAGUGUUAAUGAUUCCCUGGAACUCAAGUGCCUCCUCCAGGCGGCUAUUGAGACGUCCUCGGAGGAGAUUGAAGGAUGCCCAGUAUUCUUUGAUUCUGUUCUCUGUUGGCCUCGAACUCCCGCAGCAACUUGGGCAGUUCAGCCGUGUUUCGCGGAAUUUAAAGGCGUCAAGUACGACACGACACAGAACGCAACAAGAUAUUGCCAUUUAAGUGGACAAUGGGACAAUUACACAAACUACGAGGAUUGUGCUCACAUUGUACGGGAUACAGUUGUGUCUGAAUUUGAGCCUCAUGUAGACCUCCCAACCUACAUCUACUGCAUCGGCUACAUUUUAAGCCUCAGCACCCUCUUCCUGGCCACACUGAUCUUCUUCACUUUCAAGGAACUCCGAUGCCUCAGAAACACAAUCCACGGCAACCUCUUCGUUACUUACAUCCUAUCCGUGAUAGUCUGGCUGAUUGCCCUUGCUCUCCAGCUAACCCACUCCACCUCAAAUGCUGCCUGCACGCUCAUAGUGAUCCUCCUGAAUUACUUCACGCUGACCAACUUCUUCUGGAUGAUGGUGGAAGGAUUGUAUUUGUACACUUUGGUGGUGAAGACCUUUUCGCGGAGCAAUCCUCACGUGGGACUGUACAUGACCCUCGGAUGGGGAGUUCCGUUUGGCUUUGUAGCUAUUUGGGCCAUCAUUAAGGCAGCCUCCUCAACACCUUUGACACCACACAAAAUGACCGGGCUCGAUCUCGAAUGUUCGUGGAUGCGUGAGUCUCUCGUGGACUGGAUCUGCAAACUUCCCGCCUGCACAGCCCUCCUGGCCAAUCUCAUCUUCCUGGUGCGCGUGAUGUGGGUAUUGAUCACAAAGCUACGAUCGGCAGAAAAUAGCGAGACAAAGCAGUAUCGGAAGGCCUCAAAAGCCCUCCUUGUACUGAUGCCAUUGCUAGGAAUAACGUACCUAAUUGUGCUUUCGGGACCAUCAGAGGGCGUUGGAAGCUACAUUUUUGCCGUUGUUCGCGCCAUUUUGCUCAGCAGUCAGGGAUUCUCUGUAUCCCUGUUCUACUGCUUCUUAAAUUCCGAAGUGCAAAAUGCCAUGAGACACAGAUUCAACAAAUGGCGAGAUAAGAGAAAUAUCAGGGGAAACAUCGCUCAUAGAUUCCAAAAUGCCCAACUGUGCUGAAGCAUCAUCGACAGAAAAACCAUCAAAAGAUUGCAAAUAAAUAAAACAAAACUUUAUUGUU
This is a messenger RNA of Phlebotomus papatasi, 1632 nucleotides long. Its product is annotated as diuretic hormone receptor-like. Gene Ontology annotation, molecular function: peptide hormone binding; diuretic hormone receptor activity; G protein-coupled peptide receptor activity. Gene Ontology annotation, biological process: cell surface receptor signaling pathway; adenylate cyclase-modulating G protein-coupled receptor signaling pathway. Lineage: Eukaryota; Metazoa; Arthropoda; Insecta; Diptera; Psychodidae. Gene Ontology annotation, cellular component: plasma membrane. The transcript is spliced from 4 exons. The coding region runs from base 363 to 1571 and encodes 402 amino acids. The record is from RefSeq and is a predicted model, not a curated record.